Brienomyrus brachyistius is the source of this 8966-nucleotide messenger RNA. RefSeq lists its product as uncharacterized. The record is from RefSeq and is a predicted model, not a curated record. Gene Ontology annotation, biological process: cell-matrix adhesion. The coding region runs from base 1058 to 6997 and encodes 1979 amino acids. The transcript is spliced from 24 exons. Gene Ontology annotation, molecular function: calcium ion binding. NCBI's taxonomy places the organism in Eukaryota, Metazoa, Chordata, Actinopteri, Osteoglossiformes, Mormyridae.
GUUAUUAUUAAUAAUACCAAAAGUUGUGUCGAGGCAGAAAGUUGGGACUGGAGAUGAGAAGGAAGGGCAGUAAAAUGCAAGAAGAGACGCUCAGAUCAACAAUAGCUGGCACUGAGUGCAAGGGUGAGAGAUCUGUCUCCCUUUGGGGAAGGGUAAUUAAGCUCUGUCCGUCCUCGGGACCUGGCAGGCUGGAGGAAGAAACAUCAACAGUGUUUAAUCCACCGUUGUCUUCUUACUCCAGUUUCUCUCAAUAUAAGUAGGUCACCAUGGAGAUACAGUACGAAUUCUUGUCAAACUCCUAACCAAUCUGGAGCCACUGAUUUUCUCCAUAUUCUGUCCUGACUGCGGCUUCUUGUCCAACAUAGAGAUUCGAUGAAAAUCAAUGAGAUCUGAAGCAGAGAAGGCAGGGGGUUCUACAGCAAAAUUUACCGAGGGAACCCCCCCUCCUGACUGGCAAAUUUUACAAAGUGCCCUUUUUGAUCAUGCAAAUUUUGCAACAAUUUACAGACAACCCCCGUGUCUGAAGAUUUUAUCAAGGGAGGCCAACCCAAAUCCCCCACGCUAUGAGACAACCACCAAUUUUUCUGAGAAUAUAGGAUAUUCUGUGACACAUUUAUAGGGGUUAGCUGAAUCUGAAUGCCUGAAUUUUAAGUGAGGAGAUGGUUGAUGUACUUUUUGCUAUACAACACAACAGUUUCGGUGUUUGCUCUGUUAAGUUAAUGACAAACAAGUAUGGGUUUACAAAGAGCCACAAACCAGUCUGUAGGGCAGAGUGUGAGACUCUGACUUGGAAACCAAUUUCUGUUAAACUAUAAACAGAACUCUGUUUUGACGAUAGGCUCAGAGUGUGAUUUGAUCUGAACACAUCCCUGAUGGAUGUCCUGUAUGCGACCAUUUCCUCGUGAAAAGACAGACUAAAUCCUGAGGGUAUAGUUCAUUUACUAAGUGUGACGUCCAACACAAAAAGACAAGGGUGUUCCCAUUUUGUGAGGUGUACAGUAUCAGAAGGUUCUAGAAUGGGCCAUUGUGUUCGAUCCGCUGUGGAGGUAAGGCUGAUAUGCACGAUCCAGCUCAGGCAGAUGCAGAUGCAGCCUCUCCAACCACAAGCUGGUCACUUCAGGGCAGCGGGAAGCAAAAACAAGACAUCAGAAUUGCGAAAUACCCCGUACUUAAUGAAGUCAAGUCACAGAGACUGAAAGCCAUGCGCGCUCCUCUACUCUGCCUGGCAUACGCGUGCAUGGUACUUGGACCCGCCUCCGCAGUGGAUCUGAGCAACUGCCUGUCAGUGGGAAUCCAGUGCCACAGCCUUGCUGACUGCAUGAACACACAGGAUGGAAACUUAAUGUGCGUUUGCCACGUGGGUUACUAUGGCAACGGGCUGCAAUGUGAGGACGUCAACGAGUGCGCGUUGGGCUCGCACAGCUGCCACCUGAAGGCACGCUGCAGUAAUACGCCAGGCAGCUACAGCUGCACAUGCCAGGAUGGCUACGUGGGUGACGGCAUGCGGUGUGAGGACGUCAACGAGUGCCUGACCAACAACGGAGGCUGCCACCGCAGCGCCGUAUGCAGCAACACACCAGGAGGACGCACAUGCCGCUGCAUGGAUGGCUUCAGAGGGAACGGGUUCGAGUGCGAAGACGUGGAUGAGUGCGUCAAGGCACGAAUAUGCCACUGGAACGCCACCUGCAUCAACAAUCCGGGCUCCUACUUGUGCACGUGCAAUGCAGGCUACAAAGGCAAUGGUAACUACCUCUGUCUGGACAUCGACGAAUGCUCGGAGACCCCCGGAGUUUGCUCCCCCUCCUUUGGCUACAGAGGGUGCAGGAACUCACCAGGGACUUACACCUGCCUCUGCAGCCCAGGUUACCAGAGCAAUGGACAGGCGUGCCGUGACAUCAACGAGUGUGCCAGCAACAUCUGCAGCGUGUUCUCCUCCUGCGUCAACCUGCCGGGCUCUUUCCAUUGCUCCUGCCUACAGGGCUUUGCCGGUAACGGGGUGACCUGCGUGGAUGUAAAUGAGUGCGUAGGAUCGAACUCCUGCAAUCAGAACGCCAACUGCAUCAACGUGCUGGGCAGCUAUGAGUGCUCCUGUCGUCCUGGCUUUGCCGGGGAUGGACGCCAGUGUGCCGACAUCAAUGAAUGCGCUACGCCCAACACCUGCCCCACCAGUGCCACCUGCGUCAACACAGGCGGCUCCUUUUACUGUGACUGUGGCUCCGGCUUCAUUUUUAAUGGCUCCAGGUGCCAGGAUCUCGACGAGUGUACUCAGGGACGUUGUAGUCCCUACGCCACCUGUUCCAACUUCCCUGGGUCCUUCUCCUGUGUCUGCCGGCCAGGCUAUGAGGGCAACGGUGUCUCCUGCAGGGACGUGGACGAGUGCACGCAGGCUGCGCCAUGCCACUCCAAUGCCCUCUGUGCUAAUCUGCCCGGCUCAUACAGGUGUAGCUGCCAGGCUGGUUACACUGGUGACGGCAUGGCAUCGUGCGAGGAUAUCAAUGAAUGCCUGGUGGACAACGGGGGCUGCCGAAACAAAGCCACCUGUGUCAAUAACAAGGGCUCCUUCUUCUGCUUGUGCUCCCUGGGGUUUCGCCUGGUCAAUCAGACCGUGUGCCAAGACGUGGACGAGUGCCAGGAGCUGCAGGCACCGUGCCAGGCCAAUGAGCGCUGCACUAACACUGAGGGGUCCUACCAGUGCCCCUGCCAGGUGGGCUUCACCCGUUCCAGCACCAACGCCCCCUGCUUGGAUGUCAACGAGUGCAUUAUCGCCAAGCCGUGCCAUACUAACGCCACCUGCCUCAACAUCCCUGGCUCAUUCACCUGCUCCUGCAAGCGCGGUUUCACAGGCAAUGGUACACAGUGCGAUGAUGUGAAUGAGUGUGCCACAGGGGGCACCUGUCACCCCCGGGCUAUCUGCUCCAACUCUCCUGGGGACUUCACCUGCCACUGUCUGCAGGGCUACAAAGGCGACGGGUCCACGUGCCUCGACAUUGACGAGUGCGCCAUCGCCAACCACAGCUGCCCUCCCGAGGCCGUAUGCAUCAACUCGCCUGGCGCACAUGUGUGUUCCUGUCUGAAUGGCACGGUGGCGUACAACAACACCUGCCUGCUCCCCAGUGCCAGUUGUAUCCCGGCCUGCCCACCCUACAGCCUUUGCCACCACUCACCCUCCGGGUACCAAUGCAUCUGCGAUGUGGGUUUCGAAGGGGAUGGACUUACCUGCGCCGAUGUCAAUGAGUGCCACGAAGAUGUAUGUCCAGACAACAGGACAGACUGUGUGAACAUCCCCGGCUCCUAUGUUUGUGUCUGCAAACGCGGGUUCAAGCAGGAUGGGGAAAUCUGUGUCGAUGUGGAUGAGUGUGAAUCGCAGCAGCAGGCCUGCAGCAGGUUCGCCCGGUGCAUGAACACGAUGGGCAGCCACCUCUGCUUCUGCUUCAGCGGCUUCACGGGGGACGGCUACAACUGCUCUGAAAGCAAGCUGUUCCCCUUUGGACAAGAGGUGGGGGACAACACAGUCAAGGCCACAGGGUCCGACACCAACUCUCCCUACAUCACGCACCCUAUGGGGUUCCCUUUCCUGGGAAAAUCAUACAGCAGAGUCUAUUUCUCAGACAACGGUCUCAUCCAGUUCCAGUCAGUCAUGGAGAAUGAGCAGUUCCUGUUCCCCACUGCCUUCCCAAAAGGUUUCCGUGGCAAUGAAAGUGUGGCUAUGCUAGCAGCAUUCUGGGACGAUGCAGACCUCACCAUAGGAGCAGGGAAGCUCUUCUACCAGGAGUACCAUCAACGAAACCUGUCAGACAUCUACUCCCAAAUCGUAUUUGACCGCACGGCAGAAGAAGUGACCCUUUUCGAGCAUCGCAGAGGGGGGCCCGUGUUUACCCCCACCUGGAUCCUCAAGAUUACCUGGGACCAUGUGCUACCAGUGUCCUACCAGAAGGUCAACCUAUCUGAGACCAACACCUUCCAGUGCGUCCUCACUACUGACGGGGAGCGCUCAUUCGCUCUGCUACAUUUUGAUGAGAUGAACUGGGGUCCCGGGCAGAGGCUAUAUCACAUGGCGCUCAUGGGCUACACCGAUGGAAGCAAAAACUUCUACAACGAGCUCGCCUUUCCAGCAGAUAACCUCUUCGGCCCGGGCGGGAGGUACCGACCUCAAGAAGUGAAGGGAAACACAGGUCACUUGGGCCAGUGGGUGUAUGACCUGAGCGGGCCAGCGAACUCUGACAAGGAGCCACAAACAAAGUGUCAAGUGUGGGCGAUGAAGGAACCGCACCCCUCAACGUGGGUGGUAGGUGUGCUUCCCUGCCCCUGCAGCCGAACUCAAGCUCUUGAGGACCUGGCCUUUGGCCCUAUGACCCUGCUCCCCCAGCAGGGGGAGAGAGUGAGAGAGCUGAGGGCCCUCAGAUGGGGCGGGAUCAACGGGCAAGUCUUCCAGUCCAUCCUACCCAAUGCCUACGGUUCUGGAAAGAUAUGUGUAUACGACCCGCAAGGCCCCCUGCUGGCAGGAUACAGCGAGCGUUACUUUACUGCAGCCGCUGUGAAAGACCACAUUGACAAAGACCUCCUCCCGUUUCAGUGGUGCUGUGUCCAGUCUCCUCUCUGCCAUCUCUACCUGCUGAAGCGCCCUCUGGACCGCUGCCAAGGUUACGGCUGGACAAGCCCAGGGAACUUAUAUCCCACAGCCAAGGUGGCUCAGGGCAUUGGAAUGAUGUACGGGAGUCUUCACUUCAUUACCUUUGACGGGACACAGUUCUCUUUCAAGGCCGUUGGCGAGUUCGUCGUGGCCCGCCUUUCCUCCGCCUCAGGCUUCAACAUCUUCACCCUGCAGGCAGAGAUAGAUGUUUUGCAGAUAGAGGGACAGCCCAGCAAGGUGCCUGCUGUGGUGCGCUUGGCCGCGUUCCACCAGGGCAUCGGCAAGGUGGAGUGGCGGUCGGGUACAUCGGGGGAGGGUCUCACAGUUCUGGUGGAUGACGUAGAUGUUCCAGUCAAAGCUGGUGUAGUUCAUGCAGUUAGAGAAGGCUUUGCAGUGCGCUGCCCUUCCCUGGAGCAGUGCAUUGCAGUGUAUGCUGGUGGGCUGCAUGUAGCAGUGUGGCGGGGGACCGGAAACAGCAUGGGAGCCCUGGUGGAGGUUCCACAGCGCUUCCUUCAACGCACGGUUGGGCUGCUCGGCCUCUGGAGCUCCAGUCGCACCGAUGACUUCCUGCUGUCGAGCGGCCGGAUGCUGCCCUGGUCCAGGGGUAGCUUGCCAUCGGAGGAGGCCCUACACAGCUUCGGCCUGUCCUGGACUGUGCCAGUACCAGAGAGUCUUUUGCACUCUGGCCCGCCAUCCAAACUGCUGGAACCAAUCACGACAGCAGAGCUAAUGUCAGUCAAUCCAGUUAUUCUGGAUGACCUGAAGGAAAAAUGCAAAGGUAGCAUGCAGUGCGUCCAUGAUAUCCUGGCCACCAACAACAGCAAAAUGGGCCUUCAGAGUCUGGCGAAUGAGGAGAAAUAUCACAACCUGGCCCUUAUUUUUGGAAACAUGCCCCCCAUCGUGACCAAUCCCACGGUGAUCCAGGUCCAGGUUAACUUCACAUUCCGAGUCCAAUUCACCGCCCAGGACCUCAACAAUGACUCAGUCAGCUUCUCCCUGCUCUUCCCUCGCCCUCCGCUGGCCUCGAUCGGAAGUGGAAAUGGUAUUCUCAUGUGGAUGCCACUAAACGCCCAGCCUGUGACGCUCACGAUCAUGGUGACCGACCAGCAGUCCAGCUCCCUUCUCACCCCCGUGAUCCAGCUGUGCAACUGUUUGAACGGGGGAACCUGCCAGUAUAGCACUAUCGUGGAGAACCACCUGCAAGGCAAGUUCCAGGUGGUGGGCUGUCUGUGUCUGAAGGGCUUCACCGGGCCUUUCUGUGGGCACGCCGCUGAUGCCUGCAAGGGCCAGCCUUGCUUCCCGGGAGUGACCUGCAAGGCCCAGCGGCAUAACUUCACGUGCGGGGAGUGCCCCCCGCGCACUGCCCACCAGGGAAUGCGGGGCUACAAGUGCUUUGAGAAUGACGUCUGCCUCCCUCCGUUCCCCUUCCCGUGCCACAGCAUGGCAGACUGCACCAGCACUGGAUACGACUUCACCUGCAAGUGCAAGCCCGGUUUCACUGGGAACGGACACAACUGUACAGAUAUAAAUGAGUGCAUGGACCCGUCUGCCUGUCCCAAUGCCAAGUUUGAGUGCGUCAACACACCAGGCUCAGUGCAGUGCUCCUGCCGUUACAGGAGCACCGAGGAGUCGGACGGCUGCGGCGACUCUGCUAAUCCCCCAGGGUUUAACAUCUUCAAUGUUUCCAUGCAAUGGAAUAAUCCAGGCAACGAGAAGAAUGGCCUACAGAAGCUCCGCCAAAUACUGUCCAUGGGAUUCCAGAACAAGUUCUAUAGUGCCGCUGAGAAGAAGGUGGGCCAUGGAGGCCAGGCACACAGCGAGUACCGCAUUAACGUGUCGAGCGACACGCCGCACUGGUAUGUGCGGGAUUACCUGAAGCGUGUAAGCCGGCACUAUCGCAUCGAAGCGGCACAUGUUGGAGACCUGGAUGAGUGUGCCACCAAGGAGGUGGCGUGCCAGGCGCCGGCUCUGUGCGCCAACACCUACGGAGGGUACAGGUGUGUCUGCAAUGGCACCAUGGACGUGGUGGAAUCCCAGUCCUGCAUUUUAGCUUCAGAUAACAGUGGGGCCAACAGGACCGGCGAAUCAGAGUCCCAGUCACUGGAGGAUCAGAAGUCUUUGAUCCUGGGCCUGGUGCUAGGCAUCGGUAUUCCACUCCUGCUGUUGCUCCUGCUGGCCGCCCUGGCCUGCUUCUGCUGCUCGCACAAGAAAACCGUCAUCGGAGAAAUUCCCCACAUCGUACCAGAAUACAGCCUGGGCCAGUGCAAUCUCCCUCCCUUCAACUACCUGGACCCAGCACUACACUACAGAAGUCACAGCAGCCCUCGUGUCAUAGACGGCCUCACAGUCAGUGAUUGCUAUCGGUAGCAAGAGUUUGGAUACUCGAAACCAGCCUGAACCUAACCAUCCACUGCAUAUGAAUGCCGAAAAUGCUGUAUUUAUGUUUGCUUGAUUGCUGAUUGGCCUGACAAGUAUUUUCGACCAUUAUAAAUGGUCAUAAUGACAACUAUGUGUCGUGUUACAAUCAAAUUAAAAUCGAUUAAAUCGGUUUUGGUUAAUUAAGAUACAUCAAAUAUCCGGAGGACUGAUGAUGGGGAUGGAAAAAAAAUAUACCAGUAUUGUUGAAAAGAAAAGCUAUAUGGACAGUUUGUCUCUACAAUGUACAGCAAUGAACAUCAUUUACAACCUGAGAGAACAUAUGAAAUUCAGAAUAUAUAAUAAAAGAUAAGCAACAUGGCCUACUCUCAACUUCAUUUACGCACUGUUACUCCUCCCAGAUUCAGCUAUGGUUGGAAAGUCUAUAGGACACCAGAUUCAUAAAGUAAAACAGGCGCCACUGUUGUCAGCCUGCAGUACCUGUACGCACCACUUGGUGUCAGGAGCAAGCAACCUAUGGCAGGACCAGCCUUACAAAGGCCCACGUGACUCAGUAGCUUCAUAACAACAUUGCUGUUUUUAAGAUCAUUGCUGCAAAGAAGAACCUCACAAGUGCCGCCUAACCUUCCCAAGCUUGAGGUUCAAGGACGGCAUGAAACGCGCGAGUCUCCUUCACUGCUCUUCUCCCCUCUGUUGCUCUCUGUCAGUCUUAAUCAGUUGUGUAUAUGUUUCCAAUAGCGAUUAAGGACGUAUCGGUGUAAUUGUGAGCUCUGAAUGAUGCUGGCGCUGCGUCAGGGAAGUGCUUGGUCGUCCUUGCUUGUCAGAGCGCUCCGCAUUUGCGGCUCUGGGUGUGUCUGACGGGGCACGCCUGGCUUUUACCAUGCAGCACCAAGACACUUAGGCGAUUCACUGCUUCAUCAAAACUAAAGAGCGAAGUGGGCAAACAGACACAGGAGUCAAGACAAAGUUGUCUCUUGGAGCUUCUCGCUCUGACUGCUGUCCUGACUGCGGGGGUGCGGCGGGGGGGCUGCCAACAGUCUCGCCCCCCCAUUGGGAUCACAGCAGCAGUUGCCUCUGCGCCAGAGUGGCCACAGCUCCCUGGAGGACGGCCAGAUGUGGCGUGUCGCUCCCCGGGACUGGGGGCACCACAGCUGUGCUGCAGCCACAUGAACCGGAACGCAGCGCUGCAAAGCCUAGCAUGUCGGCCGGGUGAAGGCAGAGUCAUGAUGCACAGCUGAGUCACAGGCUCCAGCCAGAGUCCCGGAGCGCAGUCCAGCGGAUUAUGGGACCGUGGAAGACAGCAUAACCUGCGGAAGUGCUGCACUGAUUCAGGAUCAGACACAGCGGUGGUAAAACAUGACAGAGGAACAAGUCAUCGUGUGACUAAAAAUACCAGCAGUCCACAGUCUAGUUUGGUAUGUGUCUUUAUGAAUCGUACUAUUAUAUAUAACGACACAUAUAUACCUCUAUACACACAUAAUACUGUCCAAAAGCAGCACAUUCUACAAACAUUAUCCUCAUGGUUAACGGGACUAUUUAUAGGUCAGCAACAGGAUGCAUGUCAGAGAAGAGGCAGGUCCAACCUUCUAGGUCACACAUGGCCGCAAUGCAUGGCACCGACCACACCAGCCUGGGAACCACAGAUAUACAGAGUGUAAUUUACCGAGUAGCACCAUCCACGUAAAAGGCGUCGGGUUACCUGAUUAAUGAGUGACUCUUGGACAGGCCUGAAGCUCACUGGUAACUCAGGCGAAAAAAAAAUCCAUUUGCUCAACUGCAAACUGAGAGCCAUGUCAAAACAGGCAGUCAGCCAUACCCUGAAAACUGUUCAUUAAAUAUUAAGUGCUGGUACUUACUUGUAAAUACCCCAUGCUUAACAUUUGUGAAAAACUUGCAAAUGAAGGCAUAAAUAAACCCUGUUGCUACCUCCUAGCCUCCCCCCAUUGUGGUUUGCAUCCUC